GCGUCGGCCGGCCGGACUUCCCAGAGUUUGCCGAUUUCCCCAAACCCCCUACGGAGCUCCUCCCUCUCCGCCUCUCCAACCCCAUCGACCACCGAGCGGCGGCGGCGGCGGCGGUAUGGAGGCCGGCGGCGAGGAGUUGGCCAUCGGCGUGGUGAUCUCCGCGAAGACCACCCUCGGGGAGGAGUUCGAGGGCCAGAUCGUCGCCUUCGACCGCCCAUCCAACCUCCUCGUCAUCCAGGAGGGCGUGGGGAGGGCCGAGAGGGGGGAGCGGCGGAACGUGAGGGUGCUCAAGGCGAACUACAUACGGGAGUUCUCCGUGGUCAGCAAGGGUGACGACCCACUAGAUCCUGCCGGCUGCACGCUCGACCUCGACGCGAUUUAUGCGCGGGAGGAGGCCGCGCUCAGGCAAGCAGAGCUUGAUGCCGGGAGAAUUGGUGUUGGUGUCACCCCAGAAGCUCAAAGUAUAUUCGAUGCACUGUCCAAGACGCUUCCAGUUCAGUGGGACAAGACUGACAUUGUUGUAAUGAAGGAGGUUCGUGUACGUAGUCCUUACCUGCCUGAAAAUGUUAGCGGAGGAACAGCUGCAGCAAAUGAACGUGUUAAGAAAGUGAUUGACUUUGAAAGGAAAAGAUUACAUGCGCGUGUACCCGGCCAAUUCUCUUAACUUACAAGGCUUAACUAAUUUUCACAUUAACCCCGUGUUGUAUUUCUAAUACUGCAACCAUUUUCUUAUUUUCCUCAAUGACCUUAUCUAUAAAAAUGUUUCAGCAGGUUUCAUUUUCAUAAUAAUAACUACAUCUAUGAGACUA
Panicum virgatum (switchgrass) is the source of this 809-nucleotide messenger RNA. RefSeq names its product protein LSM12 homolog. The record is from RefSeq and is a predicted model, not a curated record. The transcript is spliced from 5 exons. Lineage: Eukaryota; Viridiplantae; Streptophyta; Magnoliopsida; Poales; Poaceae. Bases 116 to 664 code for a protein of 182 amino acids.